Symbiodinium necroappetens is the source of this 1059-nucleotide messenger RNA. Lineage: Eukaryota; Dinophyceae; Suessiales; Symbiodiniaceae. The record is from the annotation of a GenBank genome assembly.
GCCCUGGCAGUUGCUGGUCUCGGCGUUGUUGGCCGCGAUCGUUAUGGUGUUUUCCCACUGCGUGGCAAACUUCGGAAUGUCCGCGAGUUGACAGUGAAGCAGAUGCUGGAGAACAAGGAGAUCGAGCAGGUCCUGAAAAUCAUGGCUUUGGAUGCGAGCAAGGACGAAUAUCGCGAUGCGAAAGGUCUCCGUUAUGGUUCUAUUAUGAUCAUGACGGACCAGGACCACGACGGAUCCCACAUCAAGGGCCUCAUCAUCAACUUCAUUCAGCACUGGUUCCCUUCUCUUCUGAGGUUGCCAGGCUUCCUGAAAGAGUUCGUCACUCCGAUUGUGAAGGUGUCCAAAGGCGACGAGACUUUGACUUUUUUCACUUUGCCGGAGUAUGAAUCUUGGAAGAGAGCCAACAGUGAUGGGCGCGGAUGGAAAUGCAAGUACUACAAAGGCCUGGGCACAUCGACAAGCUCAGAGGCCAAAGAGUAUUUUGCAGAUCUCGAAGAGCAUGAGCUACAGUUCACGUACUCAGGAAGCCGUGAUGAUGAUCUCAUUGAUAUGGCCUUUGCCGCCAAGAGGUCUGAUGACCGCAAGGUCUGGAUCUCAAGCGUGGAGGAAGGCACUUUCGUGGAUCAUUCACAGCCCACAUUGAGUUACUCCGACUUCAUCGAGAAGGAGCUUUCUUUGUUUGCCAAGUACGACGUGGAGCGUGCAGUGCCUUCCCUUGUCGACGGUUUGAAGCCCGGGCAGCGCAAGGUCCUGUAUGGAUCCUUCAAGAAGAAGCUCACCAACGAGAUCAAGGUGGCGCAGCUUUCAGGCUACGUGGCCGAAACCUCGGCAUACCACCACGGUGAGGCUUCUUUGCAGGGCACCAUCAUCGCCAUGGCCCAGACAUUCGUCGGGAGCAAUAAUAUCAACCUCUUCGAGCCGCGGGGCCAGUUUGGAUCCAGGCUACAAGGCGGAAAGGACCAUGCUGCAGCCCGUUACAUCUUCACGUGCCUCUGCAAGGCUCGCAAUGCUUCCCGAAGGAGCUAUGCUUUUCCUGAGCUUUCCCAACCCCCGCAAUGA